AUGCGUGUGUACGACGCAGACGCCAAGAGCUACGUCGUGGAGGGAAAGGAGUACGGACGGAAUCUGAGGCCGGAGGAAGUCUUGUUUGCCUUGGCACGCUUUUUGGGGCGGGGUAGGAGCCUUGGGGUCGGGGGGCACGCGCGAAACGACCCAGGCCCGGGAAGUUUGCGUUCAAGGCAGGCAAAGGAUGGUCGGCAGGAAGGAGAGUCUGAAAGGCCGAAAGGGAAAGGAGAGGCGUGCCCUGAAGGUGAGGGGGCGGUGCCUGAGAUGGAGAGAGGGGAGCAAGAGGGGGCGGUGCGACGCCUGGACUGGUUCAUAGCCCGCGUGGCGGCCUUACUCGACUGGUUUCAAGGCCAAGCCUGCCUUUGCUUCUGGUCUUCAAGCCUCUUAUUUGUCGAUCACCAGGCCUGGGACCGUGCCGGGGGUCGGGGUCCCGUGUCCUGGGUGCCGCGGGGCCAGGGUGCGAGAAAGGAGGGGGCGCCGCCGGAGGAAACAGCGGCGUUGGAUGUGCGGAUGAUCGAUUUCGCCCAUGUCCAGGUCCGGGAGGGAGGAGACGGGGAGGAAGUCGAAGGAGGGGAGGACGGGUGGGAUUCCGGGCGUGAGAACUACGCGCAGGGGUUGAGGUCCCUCUUGGAACAUUUGCAGCGACUGCGACGAGAAGCCGCGGGCAUGCCUUGA
Messenger RNA from Nannochloropsis gaditana CCMP526, 678 nucleotides. RefSeq lists its product as uncharacterized. The record is from RefSeq and is a predicted model, not a curated record. Gene Ontology annotation, molecular function: inositol-1,4,5-trisphosphate 3-kinase activity; inositol tetrakisphosphate kinase activity. Gene Ontology annotation, biological process: inositol phosphate biosynthetic process. The transcript has a single exon. Bases 1 to 678 code for a protein of 225 amino acids. Gene Ontology annotation, cellular component: cytoplasm; nucleus.